Molecule: messenger RNA, 5510 nt
Organism: Siniperca chuatsi (mandarin fish)
Lineage: Eukaryota; Metazoa; Chordata; Actinopteri; Centrarchiformes; Sinipercidae
Gene: aqp4
Product: aquaporin 4
Exons: 8
Coding region: 3568-4575 (335 amino acids)
Biological process (GO): transmembrane transport
Cellular component (GO): plasma membrane; basolateral plasma membrane
Molecular function (GO): water channel activity
Source: RefSeq, a predicted model, not a curated record
CAAAGGAAGAGUGAAAAAAAGAGAAAGUGUGUGUGUUUAUCAGUCCAUAGGAUUUGCACAGACUGCAAGCUAUUGGAACUAAUUACAUUUUGGUCAGUUGACUCACAGGGAAAAGUUUUAUUGAUACGUGAAAACAGAGUAUAUGCAGUUAAUGUUUAGCAUUUAGGCUCUGAUGUCAUCAUGCCCUGCAGCAUACACUUCAGGCUGCACACAGGGAAAUUGGGAAUGACUAUAACAAAAUCUUCCCCCACAGGAAUUUUUGCAGUGUGAAGUGUAAUGGCAGAGAAAAAGAGUCUGUUGUGCCACUACAAACCUGGAGUUUGUGUCACGUUUCACAAAUGGCUGUCGCUUGGAAAUUGCAGAUAUAUUUUAUGCAUUCAUGACAUGCUCGCAGCACCUCUACGUGGUGAAAUUCUAGAAGUUAACGUCUACCACCUUCAUGCCCAUCCCAAGGAGAGCAAGUGAAGUAUCCAGAGCAAAGGAACAGCUGAAGAGAGACAGGAAAUGUCAGAGGGAGAGAGAGAGAGAGAUGACAUGCAGCAAAGGGUCUGGGCUGGACUCGAACCCCAGCUGCUGCAGAAAGGACUCAGCCUUGUACAUGGGGUGUGCGCUGUACCAGGUGAGCCACCGCGGCGCCCCAAACUAACUUUCCACUAUUUUGUUUAGUAUGUGUAUGCAAGUCAUCAUGAAUCAAUACAUGAAAUGCAACUGUUCAUACUUUCAAAGAAUCUCUUCAUCAGACCAUCUGACAUAAAAACACCGAAUUAAGUAUUUUUAAAGCAGCAUAACAAGGCCACAUCAGUUCACCAGAUACGUGGUGUGUUUUCCACCACAAUGCCCAGCAGUACAAAAUGUAACACAUGUUUUUAAAAUGAUCCUGCAGUUAUCACUCAAAGAAUAUGUGUUUUUAUUCAUUGCUGAUAUUAAGAAGAAGCUAGAGCACAAUGCUACAAUAGAUUUGACAAGUUAUAUAACAAAUGUGAUUUGUCCAGAUAAAAUAUCCUCUGUGCUGCUUAUUUGUUGUUCAUGUAUUCAUCAAAGCGACACACAUCUGCAUUCAAAGAAAACUGUGUAAGGAAUGUAGCAUUAUAGCUAGAAAGUGAAUGAUGACAUUAAAAAUAAUAAUAUUUGAAAGCUGAAUGUGAUUUUAGGUAUACUGGAGAUCAGUUCUUACAAACACUGUUCAAUUCAUUGGGUCAGAAUGAAGCAGCAAUGGCAGACUGGGGACAAAGGCAAAAUUCUCAGAAAAACGUUAUAAGCCACCAUACAUAGCUUUGGUUAGAAUUUGUAUUUUGCUGUUUUAUUAUGUCUAUAUACUGUAUGUUCAUGUAUGACUUCCACUGAGGGAGACAUUGUCCAUAUCUAUCAUGGUACGGUGACAUGUAUACCUUUUGAAAAGUGAAAAUGCUAUAGGUGUGCAUUCACUAAAAUUAAUAUACGAUCCAAUCCAAAAUUACAUGUAAUAAAAUUAAGCAUUAGCAUCUUUAGCUUGUGUCACUUCCAGUCACUUGUCCAGUAUAGUUCAUUAUACUGUUAAGAGUCAAUGCACAACUCUUGUAGAGGUUUAAGAUUUCCAGGUGAAACUGAACUAUAGGCUUCUAAAAGUGAAUAGACUUUUGUUGGCUUAGAGCAAAAAUCGUGAUCCAGUUAGUGAUGUGAAAUAGACGCAAGUGUAAAAGAAGACAGAAAAAAAUGUGCUUACGCCCAAAAUAGUUUCAGUUUGGCAGCUCUCACACUUUUAACAUUUUUUUCUUAAGGAGCUGCAGACAUUUUUUUCCCCCUCAGACACAAGUGGGAGGUAAGUGUGUUAUGAAUUUGUGGGAAGCAUGGCCUCAGAUGCUCACUGUCGACCAAUGAAAGCACUGGGGAGCUGCUUACAAUAUAAGGUCAUAUAGCUCUUCACAUGUUUGCAAUCCCUACUUCCUGAAGAUCAAUAUCAGAAGGACACGCAAAAUAGGCCGCUACAGUUUAUUCCUUUGGCACUUGAACUGACAAAUAAAAAGAGCACUGUACUUUAUUUUUAUUCAUCUGAAUUGAGUUGGAGUAAUAACAGGAAAACCUCUGUGAGUGCAGAUUAAUUUAAGUUUUUAAGUAGUUAAGAAAUGUUAGCAAUUAUAGUAAAAGGUCUCAAAACAUUCUUAAUAUACAAAGUUAUGGUGUUUUCAUUGUAUUUAUUUAUUUACUUACCCACGUACUUAUGUCGAGGUCACAGUAACACCCAAAAGGAAUGUCUCUGAUGAAAACAGGUAAAUGUAAAAAAGGAGGGACGGUCUUUUCUUACAGUGAUCUCUCUCUUCAGCCUACAAGGAUACUGUCUGAUCAUCAUAAAGAUAACAUGUUUGUGUUCAUAAGCAGUGUUUCUUCCUGGAGGCUUAUCAUGGAACUUUUGAAGAAAAGCAAUGUGUGUGCGUGUGUUUGUUAAUGUGCAAACACUUAAGCACUUGAUCCAGAUUAAAUGGAAAUGUGGAAUUUUACUUGCCUCUUUCAUGACACAGACGUUAACUUGUGGUUUAUGGUUUUCAGGGCUGUUACACAUCCUCUAAAGCUGGAUGUCUUUACCAAUAGAUUGGUAAACCAGGCCUUUGUUGAGAUUAAUCCUCAUAUCCUACCUGUUACACAAUAACUAGAUUCUUUACUUUUUUUCAACAAUGAGGUAACUUCAGUCAAAAGGCACUUUUUUUAUUCCCGUAUUUUAUUAAUCUUCCCUCCUUAUCACAGCUGCCCUAAAGAAUAAAAACAAAUCUAAUAUUGUAUUCUUACCAGAACUUGGUGUGUGUGGGAGUUAUGCACUAGAGUAUAUUUUUACCAGUGGUGAAAGACGAUCCUUUACUUAAGUAAAAAUAGCAAUACCACAAUUUAAGCAAGUUAAAGUCGCACAUUCAAAAUUCAAAGUAUAAAAGUAUUAGCUACAAAAUGUACUUAGCAUGGUCCCUUCCAGAGAUUUAUGUUAUAUAUAAUAUAUUAUUGCAUUGUUAUUAUUGAGAGAUUAACAUGUAUGUAGCAUUUUAAUGUUGCAGCUGGUCGAGUUGGAGCAACUUUUUAAUACUAUAACAAUGUAAAGUAACUAUAGCUGUCAAAUAAAUGUAAUUGAGUAAAAAAAGUACAAUAUUUCUCUCUGAAAUGUAGUGGAGUAGAAGGAUAAAGCAGCAUCAAAUGGAAAUAUUCAAGUAAAGUACAAAAACAUUUUGAUAUCACAAUAAUAUUGCUAUAAUAUCUGUACAUUGUCAUUCUAAAAUUACUUUAUGAUGACCAUAGUUUGGUAUUUUUUUUAAAUCGGGUAAGUUGAAACGGUCAGUAAGUUUUUUUUUAAUUGACAAAAUGGCAUUUUACCGUGUAGUUCUGCACUCUUCCAAAUCUAAGUGUUUUUGUAAAUAUUGUGCUUACUCCAGCGUGUUUUCAAAGCUCUGAUAUGACUAAGAUGCUGAGGCUGACUGAAUCACUGUGCGGUAGCACUGUGUGCAACAGUGCUACUGUUUGCACAGCAAGCAAAUCCCAUGACUCCGCCCCCUGAGCAGGCUGUUUAAUUCCCGUGGUGAUGCCUGGUUAGUAACUUAAUAAAGCUGCUGGAUGCAAUCCCGGGGCACAAUGUGUGGAUCAUGUUCAUCUGACAGACCUGCUCUCUGCUCCACUCCUGCGUUGACACAGCCUGCUGCUUUCCUGAGGUUCCUGUCCUGGUGUAACUGUCAGAGCAUAAUGGUGGCUUUUAAAGGGAUCUGGACCAAGGACUUCUGGAGAGCUGUGUCUGGAGAAUACCUUGCCACUCUCAUCUUUGUCCUUCUCGGUCUGGGCUCCACCAUCAACUGGGCUGCAGGGGAGGAGAAGCCUCCCCCAGCUGACCUAGUCCUUAUCUCCCUGUGCUUUGGCCUGAGCAUCGCCACUAUGGUGCAAUGUUUUGGCCACAUCAGUGGUGGACACAUUAACCCGGCGGUCACUGCAGCUAUGGUGGUGACUAGAAAGCUGAGCCUGGCAAAGGCGUUGUUCUAUGUAGUGGCUCAGUGCCUGGGAGCCAUUACAGGUGCUGGGAUCCUCUACCUAGUCACACCUGCUGCUGUUAGAGGGUCCCUCGGUGUGACCACGGUGAACUCUGGCAUCUCAUUAGGACAUGGCCUUCUUGUGGAGCUCCUUAUCACAUUUGAACUGGUCUUUACCGUCUUCGCCACCUGUGAUCCCAAACGUACAGACCUAGGAGGCUCUGCUGGCCUUGCCAUCGGCUUUGCUGUAGCUAUUGGUCACUUAUUUGCAAUCCCUUAUACAGGAGCAAGCAUGAACCCUGCGCGAUCCUUUGGGCCUGCGAUGGUCACACUUAACUUCGAGAAUCACUGGGUGUACUGGGUGGGACCCAUUCUGGGGGGCAUCCUGGCUGCUGGUCUGUAUGAGUACCUGUACUGCCCUGACCUUGACAUAAAGAAGAGGCUGAAGCAGGUCUUUCAGAAGGACACGUCAGGGAAAUACAGGGAGGUGGACACAGAGGACAUUGCCAUCAAGCCGGGCUCCAUCCACACCAUCUCUGAUCUGGAGAAAGCUGAGAAAAAAGAUUUCCAGGACUCGACAGGAGAAGUGUUGUCUUCAGUAUGACUAUCACGUGCACUGGAAAUGGAGACCAAUCUGUAGACCAGAGUGACAGUCAAACUUGUGAGUGUCCAUCUUCAGCCUCUAUCCUAAAAGCAGAAUAUAAUUUCUGUCCAUGAGGCUUCACAGCAAGGCUGAAUUACCCUCAUUGUCAUAAAGCUAACAUGAUGUUAUGGCUCAAUCCUACAAACAUCUACAACCUGUUCAAUACUUCUCCCGAGGCCCUCCCGAGGCCCUCCUGAGGCCCUCCCUCAAUGAUUUAGUAGUAGUGUUGGCAUGCGGUGCACAUUGCACGUUGCGGAAUGACAGCCUGCAAUACAUUGUGUUAAGGAAAUAUGUGUAGGGUCAACUAAUUAUGUGAGGUCAUCACUCUGAAUUGGAGAAGUGAAGAAGAAAAUGCAGCCUUUUUAUUUUUGGAUUAGUGUCACAUUUAGUCCACGUAUUGUAUAUGUAAUAACAGGAGAGAUUUUCCUUGUGAUCAUUAAGCACAUUACAGGUCCCAAGCAAUGUAAGACAGCUCUGACAAGCUUUAUAUCAGAGUUGUAUUACAGUGCGCUCUAUUUUCAGUGCAUUAGUCAGGGAAACAACCAGUUCAUCUUUAUGGAAACACUGUACUGUAAAAGUCUAUCUCCAUUUUUUGGUGUUUAUUAUGUUUAUUACUACAUAAUGAGUGUAUUUUUUCUAUUUCAUAAAAUUGUGAUUCUUAGCUGUUUUUAUUUUAUAAAUCUAGAUUUGGUUCUUGUAACACAUGUCUUGUUUCUCUGUGUGAUUUGCUGUAUUACAUACUUAAGUAUUUAACUUAUUGAUGAUUUGUUGCUGAUCUGUCUUCGUGUUCAGAUAUUUCUCAGUUCUUGUUCCAUGCUCACAAACUGGAAGUGCUACAAAAUGGAAAAGAUAUUAAGUUGUAAUAAUAAAGUAAUUUUUAUUUAAGUAACUGUUAA